Pieris macdunnoughi is the source of this 1206-nucleotide messenger RNA. The record is from the annotation of a GenBank genome assembly. NCBI's taxonomy places the organism in Eukaryota, Metazoa, Arthropoda, Insecta, Lepidoptera, Pieridae.
AUGGCUGUUUGUGGUCUUAGGACGCUUCUAUUAAUCGUCUGUAUCUUGGAGUUGAUUGUGACAGUACAACGGCAGGUCUUUGAUUUCCUGGGUUACAUGUGGUUACCUAUUAUAAGUAAUUUUAUAAAUAUUCUUCUUAUCAUAUUUGGGUCUUUUGGAGCUGUGCAGUAUGUGACUACAUAUCUUGUUGCUUAUGCCCUGUGGAGCUUAUUGUGGUUGACAUGGAAUAUUUUUCUGAUUUGUUUUUAUCUUAAUGUUGGAACUCUUAACAGGGAAGGUGGUUUUUUAUCACUUGGCACUGGAAGUGUUAGCUGGUGGGAGAGUAAUGGUUGGGGGUGUCAACCUGUGUGGGGAGAGGUUGAUGGGCCAGGGUCUUGGAGACCGGCCAGAGUAGAUGGCUGCUUUUUACCCUGGCACCACAUUGAACUGGCACAGUCUUCAAUAGCUGCAAUACUUACUGCCACAGCCUUGCCACUUACUAUAUUACUUGCUUUUAGGUCUUUUAAGAGACAUAAACCAUCUCCAGACAAAGGCACCUUACAAAGACGCCAGGUUUACACAAUAGAGUUAAGUCCCACCGAGACAAAUAUAAGCGAGAGCUCCCUCAAACCCAUGACUCCACGCCGUGUGAAACGACGUUCUCGCCGAUCUUAUAGAAACGCUGGCUAUAUAGCUUCAAAUGCAUCAUUGCCUGCCGAUUCUAGAACAUCGCGACCUACUUCCGCCCAUUCCUCUUACUCAAAUUUUCAUGCAGCACGGCCAAAUUCAUACAUUCACCCGCCAGAUAGUACUAUUUGCUCCCAAGAUACAUAUGAAUUGCCACCUCCACCAGUUGAGUCAAUACCAAUAAUGACUAACAGAUAUGAAACUGUGAGGAGAAGUAAGGCUAAACGAGGGCAGGAUGUCGUUGGGCCAUACAAAGAGCCAAAUAGAUAUGAGCCGCCACUGAACUACGAUAACAAUGCGCCGUAUCAGGUCAAUCGGGGAUACGAAGGACAAAGCUAUGAAAACAGGGAAAUGUCUCCAAAUGAGAGUUUAUAUGUGGGUAGUGGUUAUGGAGGUGGUUACGUGUGCGAAGGAGCUUGGGAGGCACCUCCUCCCCCAGCUCCGCCUUACUCCGCCAGAGCCACCCCACAGGCGCCAGGGCCGCCAGCAUACCAGCCCAAUAAUGAUCCUUGUGAUGAAUGUAACACUCACUUAACCUAG